GUAAAUCCAUCAAAUAAUAAACCCUAAAGUGGCUUCAUAUAUUAAGAUAGAUUUUUAGGAUUUAAUUCAUUUUUCAGUGUCGCCGCAAAGAAGAGGGAGAAAGCAAAACAGGCUUGAGAAACUCUUUCCUGCAACAUGACUUUCAAGCGCAGGAACGGUGGUAGGAACAAGCACAACCGUGGUCACGUGAACCCAAUCAGGUGUUCCAACUGCGGGAAAUGCUGUCCUAAGGAUAAGGCGAUUAAGAGAUUCAUCGUCAGGAACAUCGUUGAGCAAGCUGCCAUCAGAGAUGUUCAAGAAGCUAGUGUCUACGAUGGUUACACUCUCCCAAAGUUGUACGCCAAGACGCAGUACUGUGUUUCGUGUGCUAUCCACUCUCACGUUGUGAGAGUUCGAUCCCGCACCAACCGUAGAGUUCGUACCCCUCCUCCCCGUUUUGUGAGACGCAAGGAGGAUGCUCCCAAGCCUGGACAGCCUGGCCAGGCUCCUCGCCCUGCUGGUGGUGCUCCAGCUGCUCCUCGUACCUGAAGACUGCAAGAAGCUGGCUAUCAAAAACUUUCUAUAUUAUAGUCUCAGUCUUGUCUAGAGUUUUUGAAGAUUUUUUUGGUGUUUGGUUAAAGAUAAUUUUGAAUGCUUUAAGACUUUUUUUAUUUUUGACAUUGGAAUUUCCUCCCUGUUCUAUUCAAUUUUUGUGCGUCUUA
Raphanus sativus (radish) is the source of this 701-nucleotide messenger RNA. Its product is annotated as 40S ribosomal protein S26-3. Gene Ontology annotation, cellular component: ribosome; cytosolic small ribosomal subunit. The transcript has 5 exons. The record is from RefSeq and is a predicted model, not a curated record. Gene Ontology annotation, biological process: translation. The coding region runs from base 136 to 528 and encodes 130 amino acids. Gene Ontology annotation, molecular function: mRNA binding; structural constituent of ribosome. Lineage: Eukaryota; Viridiplantae; Streptophyta; Magnoliopsida; Brassicales; Brassicaceae.